Molecule: messenger RNA, 6195 nt
Organism: Alosa alosa (allis shad)
Lineage: Eukaryota; Metazoa; Chordata; Actinopteri; Clupeiformes; Clupeidae
Gene: vgll4a
Product: vestigial-like family member 4a
Exons: 5
Coding region: 606-1409 (267 amino acids)
Biological process (GO): negative regulation of DNA-templated transcription
Molecular function (GO): transcription coactivator binding
Source: RefSeq, a predicted model, not a curated record
ACCUGUGAGUCAUAGCUUGCUGGCUAGCAAACAAGUUAGCCAACUACUAGUAGCUAGAGUAAGUUAGCAAUCGUGUUACAUUCAGGCAAGCUACGUUCUUCACAGCGGGCUGUGAAAACUGGCGCGUCUCUUUGCUUUAAACACGUUGUUUUGAUAACGUGUCGUAAAUAUACUUCGACUAAACGAAUAAUAUAAGUUAUCGACGUGUUCUUUAAAUCUUUUUUGUUUUAUGGUUUGAAAUCACCGGACUUUAAAAUUACCAUACCGUUUUGUUUAGUUUGCUAGCUUGUUAGCAUUAGCCUAAUGUCAGGAAAAGUUCGCCGUUAUUCUUAAACUAGUGGAUAUUGUUAGCUUGCCGUUCAUCUGAGCUAGCUCGCUACGUCGACAAAAUUAAGUCGCAGUAGUAGAGUUACGUUGGUAUAUCGCUUGUUCUACAUUAAACGUAUUUCUGGCACUUAAGAAAGCAAGUACCGUUUGUUGUAAGCAUUUCCGUGACACACAAAGUGAAGCAGAGGGAAUACAUUGAUAGUCUGGCCAGCUAGCUAAUUUAGAAGCUAGCUUGGUAAGUCUUUUUCAGUUAGCUAGCUACUUGGCUAACUGGCUAAAUGCUCAUCACGAGAAUGGACCUGUUGAACUAUCAGUACUUGGACAAAAUGAACAAUAACAUUGGGAGACUACACUACGAAGAUGAGUCAGGUCUCACAGGAGAGUCCAGGAUGCAACCCAUGACCUCUUCCAUGGGCAGUUCCAGAACGGGGCCCCCUCCCGUAAGUCCGAGCAAAAGAAAAUACAUCGGGGAGCAUAUUGAGGACCGCAUUGAUUGCGACAAUGAGCAUGUGACCAAAAUGAGCCGACUGUUUGCUGCACAACUGAGGGCAAACGCUUCAAAUGGAGACAAUGGCCAAGACCCAUGGAGUCAUGCACACAGCCCCUUUGAGUAUCCUCCUAACACAAUUAAUAAUCUUCAUGGUAACUUGGUGUAUGCGCCCUUGCCUAUCUUUGCUAUGGACCAACCCUUGGCUCUAACUAAAAACAAUAUGGACGCUGGGCGAACCUCCACAGCGCUGCAAGUCACUGCCCCAGUAGAGCGUCAGCAGAAUCGCCCCUCUGUAAUUACCUGUGCUCCGGCAAGCAAUCGCACCUGUAGCCUGUCUCACUGCCACAUGUCCCAUGAUGGCUGCAACUCAAACUCCAAGAGCAAAGGAAAUGCCAACAUGGUCUGUGACCCUGUGAUUGAGGAGCACUUCCGCCGCAGCCUGGGCAAGAUUUACAAGGAACCAGAGCCAGCAUCCAACUCUGUAUCCAUUACGGGCUCUGUGGAUGAUCACUUUGCCAAAGCCUUGGGUGAGACCUGGCACCAGAUCAAGGCCAAGGGCAGUGGCUCUCGGAGCCCCAAGUCCUCCUCAUAAAAGAAUGGCAACAAGCCGCUGGUGACAUCCCCCUUGAUGAGAUCAUAGGGAAUUACGGUCCCCUACCCCUCCUCUCCUCUCUCCCUCUGCAAGCAUUUUCGCUUUAAAGUGCAGCUCUUUGACAAUAUACUUCCAUUUAUAGCCAAACAUAGAUGAGCGUUGAACAACAUUAGUGAAAUGAAAUUGCAAAGUGGUAGAUUGCGGGAAGGUGUCAUUGUUUUACAUAAGAUUAGGCCAAAUAGCAAGAGAUUAACGUGAUAGAUACUUAGGCCUUGUUGGAGCUUGGCUACCAAAGAAAUCUUAGUGUUAACAAGCCAUUGUUUCUGUGAUAUCCUUUCACCCUGGCUUUUUAUCUUAAUAUAUUGUGUGUAUAUAUUUACUUGAAAUGGCGGCCAAGGCUGGUUUUGCACUAUGGCAAGAGUCACAGGGAGAGCAAUUGAUGGAGGCUAUUGACAAAAUCAAGCAUCUGGCUAUUUGACUUUAUUUUUUAUUUUUCACUGCCUUUUAUUUCACAAACCUGGAAUUAACAAUGUGUCUUGGGUGGAAGUCCCCACUACACUCAUGGAGUAGAUGUAAAUACAUGUUAAUUUAUAGGGAAGGUGUAAAAUAGAUUUUUACACCUUACCUAAAGCCUAAGUGAGGCCCAGAUAAGUCGCUGGAGUCUGCCUAGAGCAGUUGUGUCUUGCGCAUUUUUGUUUUAACUGUGCUGUUGGAAGGCACUGUCGGCCAUCUUCCCUGGUGUCACCACCACAGAAGCACCACAUGGGUGAAGCACAAGUGCUACAUUUGAUCAUUGGCCUUUAUUUUCUUUUUUUAUUCUUCUUUUGAGGAAAUUCAAAUUGAGUUUUUAAAAAGAGUUCAGCAGAAACUGCUUGGGUAGAAAAAUGCGGUUUUGAAAUGGUUCUUGGGCUGAUUUACUAUAAUUGCAGCCCUAAGCAUACUGAAUAUAAUCUUUUUUCCCUUGGCUGUCUGUUCGCAAGGUAAUGAGAAGCAGCAAGACUAGAAGGCUGUUUGGCUCCUGUAAGGCACUUGUUCAGUUGGUCAUUUGUCAUGUUUUGCACCACAUAACAGAGAACGCAAACAUAAGACUGAUGUCAGUGUGCAGUUGUCACUCUGCACUCUAUUAGUAAAUACCAGUAUGCUGUAGUCCAAAACUACAGUGUAUUAACACUCACACUCCAGGUUCUAUUUUGUUUUCAUAACACUUUCAGAACACUUUGGUCUCCUGUUAAGUAAGCUUUUGCCUUGUGUUUUGGAUCCUUAAGCACUGUGUUUUGGUCAACAUUGGCCAAUGGUGUGAAGUAGGUCUACCGCUUACAAAUGCAUGCUUGAAAUAGCUGGUAUCUAUUACAAACCAUAUCAUAUUCUAUGCUAAUUAGUCUUCAGAUUUCGUUUUAUUUUUGUCAGUAACAGUUUAGAAAUACUUACUGCUGGCACAGUUAUUGUACUCAAUAUAUUUUUUAUAUCAAUACUCAUACGUUUGCCUCUCGCUUUGAAGAAUACAAGGCCUCUGGAAAGGCAAGCUGCUGUAUGGGGGAGCCAGGUUUCCCCCUCCCCGAUCACUGCAGCGCAGGAUGCGUUGGCUUCAUGCAGAACUUAUCAUGUAGAAAUCGGAAAUCUUCAAAAGCAUCUACAGACUGGUCUACUAAAAAGCUAUUCACUAUCUAUCUAUCUCCUGUUGUUUUUGAUUUGUUUUUUUGUUUUGUUUUUGCAAGUGGACUCUGAUUGACGAGGGCAUAUAGUACAUUCCUAGCUUUGGGACACAGUGCUGGGCUGGUGUCACAUUCCUCCCAAGUCCACAGGUGUGUUUGGGAAAGGAAUCCAAUCCAUUGGUGUAGACGGAGACUAACCCAUGCUGAUCAAGACACACUGGGUGUUGCAGUUGUUGGUCUUGUGUUAGUCUCUUUUAACUUUGUUGUCUGUGGUGGUCAUUUGGCUUAGCAGAUCUCUCAUUAUCAUGUCAUCUGUCUCUGAACUGUGAUCUCUCUCUGGGCAGUUUGAGCCAACUGGCACCAUUGAGUAUGUUAUCUGUUUUUGUGGAUACUUUCAAAAAAAUUGUUAGAUUCACGCAUAUGGAGGAUGAAUGGUGAAAUAAGCAGUGGUUCAACAUAGAAGUUUUAAAAAUGUGAGUAACAGCCAAGAUACUGAUUAGGUGAUGGCACUUUGAGUAUGGUCUUGUUCAUCUUGUGAAACUGUAUUGAUUAAGCUGGCUUUGCCUUCACGGGACAGUAAUACAUUCCUAUGACUGUUGAAGAGAGGCAGCUCCUGUUCAGCAUAAACUCACUCCUCACUCUGUUGUUUGUGUCAUAAGCAAUAACUGUUUAUCUCUGCCAGGUGUGGUGCAUGGUUGGCCUAGAGGGAUUUUAUGAAUGUGUAGUUUCUUUCUUUUUCUUGUUGGACAUAGCAUUAAAGCUUAGCAUAGCAUUAAAUCGGUUGAAGGGGAUUUGUGAUGGGUCUUCAGUUGUCUUGAAAGCACCAUUACAUCCACGACAACACUCUUCCAUUCAUUUGCAUGCAUUCAAUACAGUGUCUCUUGAGGUUCAGAGUGGUACUAGGAGAGAUUGCGUUCCAAAGCUAGGAGGUUAGCAUGCUAACUUUAGUGAAUAUCUGGGCUAACACAGAGCGUAUGCGUCACAUUGUUCACAUUGUGUAGCUAGGACAUUUUGGAAUGUUUUAAAAAUCAAAUACAGCAUUUACAGAAUAGUAAAGGUAAUGGGUUAUUCCUGAUUCCACAACUUUAUCAGUUAGGGGCCCUGUUGGUUUAGAUUUGUUAGGGGUGAACAGUCUUGCAAAUAGUCUCUGCUCUUCAUAACAAGGGUAUAUGUCUUGUGACAAUUUGUUUAAAUUGUGGUAUUGGAUUGAGAUGAGAGCCAAUACUAGAAACCUGGCCUCUUUUUAAAAACCAACCACCAACUUGACAAAAACUCACCUCUCCUCAGCUGUUGCUUUUUUGAAUUUGCAUGAUGACUACUUCCAGCAAACAUAACAUCAUUCCCAUAACAUUAUGUAAAUAUAAGGCCCGUAUAUUGACUCCUGAACUUCCUUGGACUCCUCAACCUUUUAGAUCUACCUUAGCCUUUUUUCCUUGGGUUGUUUUUGCGUCCCCAAUGAUAUAGAUGGAGAGUUAUUGACUGUGUGAUAAGAUUCAGCCAUGCGAGGUAUGGGCCAAUAAUAGAGGAAGGGCAAUCACUUUACAAUGAAGAAAAACAAAAAAAACAGUCUGACUGAUAUUGAUAUUGUGUCCCUCUGCAGAGGAUGGUAGGGAGGCACCCCUGAUCUCUGGCCAUUCUCCAUCAGGUCCUGUAAACAGGACUAAACGGACAAAUAUGAGGGGUGGCCUCAGGUUGAUGACCUUGCUGCUGGUAUAGAAACUAAAAGGCUAUGACCAGUAUUUCCUCAGCAGGUACAGGCCUUGGCGUGUUGUGUUGUGACUAUGUUUCUUCUAAAUCAGAUCAAUGGAAUUAGGAAGGUCAUUAUUAAGUCACAAGCUGGCAGACUAAUGGGCUUCACUCUGGUAUUAGUGCAAUGUAAAUGUGCUGUAGAAACAUUAAGAAGCAUUAACGUGGUCAUGAGUGGCGUUGCCUUACAGAAACACCCGAGAACCUACAAUACAAUGUAAUAGAGACCCACAGCUUAAGGCUUUUUUCCCCCCAUAAGAAAUUACUGGGAUAAACAACCUCUUCAGAUUAAUUUUCUAGCUUGUGGAAAGUGGCAGAUCACAAAUAUUGACCUUCUACCUGAAUAAGUAGUCACCAAGAUUUCCAAACUGUUUCUGGUUGUGUACAUCCUCUCCCAUUCAACCUCAGUCUUGACUUGAAAUUUCUGCCGACUGCAUUUUUUUUCUCCUUUCCUAAGAGCUCUGUUGCUUAUGGCACCUUUAGACAGAUACACUCCUUAGUUGCCGGCAGACUGGAGAACCACUCAGUAGCGUGAAACGGAUGGUGGGGAAAAGAGUUAUUGACUGCAUGAUGAAUGCUUGAGAAAUUGAUAAGCACACAGCUCAUCUGUUUGUGCUGACACUAAGAAAGAAAACAAAAACAAUCCCAAUAGUGCAAGCUGUAAAUUGCCUCAGACUGAGCAGCCAGGGUAAUUUCUAGAAAGUUGUUGAGCUUGGCUUGAGAGGGUUCUUGAAAUGUAUUCUUCAGAGUGUAUCAAUCAGCAUCUAGUGACGAAGGACGUGUUCCGUGGAUCCUCAUUCAGAGUCCCUUGCAGUUUCUACAAGCUUUUCAAGUUCCUUGUAGUUCAAAAGGCUUCCUUCUUAUCACUAUACUGUAUUUGUAAGACUAUCAUUGCGCCGUGCGCGAUGAACGCUACUAUUUUUUUUUUUUUUGCCUCGAGUAGAUGAUUCAUGAUGGGUAGUUAUUUAAUAUUCAUUAUGUCAGCAUGCAUUUAUAUCAUUUAAAAAAGUUGAUCUUUUUUGAAAGACCCGUCGUAGGUUAAAUCAAGUGCAGUUUUGUGACAGUUGUUUUUGGCGGGAUGGCCUAAUGACGAGAACACUGAACACGUAAUGUAAUUUUUUUUUGUCUCUGUGCCACAAACCAGACCAAAGUCGUGAGAACUGCCUGUUUGAUAUAGGUCGGUCUGCUAAUGCAGGGGUUCAGUGCGACUGUUCAAAGCAUCCAUCAAGAGCACUGUAUUCAGAAACUUCUGUUUAAAUUGCCAUUAACAGUUUGUAAUAAAGUGUUCUUUACAUGGUGGCCUUAUUUUUUGUGUUUUUGAGAGAAAAAAAGAAAAAAUGCAUUUUAUACUCCCCUAACCUUAAGAACAUUAAAGUGCUUUUAUCACA